Molecule: messenger RNA, 282 nt
Organism: Emiliania huxleyi CCMP1516
Lineage: Eukaryota; Haptophyta; Isochrysidales; Noelaerhabdaceae
Exons: 2
Coding region: 1-282 (93 amino acids)
Molecular function (GO): protein binding
Source: RefSeq, a predicted model, not a curated record
AUGGUUGAGCUGACAACGCAAGAGCGGCUGACAUUGUCCAUCGACAACGACACAUCACCCGAAAAGUCCUUUGGCAUGUCGAUCAACGCGAUGAGGCUUGUGUGCAAUAUUGUGCCUUCGGGCCUUGCCUACGAGGCUGGCGUGCGCAUGGGUGACGUGCUCCUCGCUUUCAACGACCAGCAAGUCCAGAGCGAGGAGUUUCUUUUUGAGCAGAUGCGUCACACGCUGCGCGCGCGCUUCUUCCCGUCAGGCGUCACGCACGCGGGCUACAAGGAGAUUUAG